UACCCUUUUCCUGAUUUCCCUUGCGAAUUUCCUUCACUGCAUUCCAAUGUUAAAGCUUUGCUAGUCCCUGUCUCUAGAUGUGGAGAUCUUACCGUUUAUGUAUCAGGCGCGCGCAGGCACGGUCUGUGUUCCCUGAUUUCGUCUUUCCCGAUUUCUGUUAACUGAUCAGACAGACACAUACGGGGCGCUUAAGAAUAGUACGUCACAAUAAUUUCUAUAUCCAAAGGCGCUGGUUGUUUUUCUGUACCUGUUAACCCGUUUAAUCGGUUCAAAUCGCUGGGAUUGCUGCGCCGUUUAACAGAAAUGGAUUAUAAUAACUUCCCGCCUCGAUUCCGCUAUAAACUCUGUAAACGUGGCUUGAAGACAUGGAAAAAACAUUUCAAAACCUACCAACCAUCAAGAUAUCAAACAGUUCUACUCAGAAAACUCGAGCACCACUGGGAAAGAAAGAUCUGUGUGGACAGUUACCAAACAACCAUUCAGGUUAUCCAACAACGUGACCAAAAAAAGUCAAUGCUAUUGGACAAAGGUACCCAAGCCCUUCCAUUCAGAGACAUCAAGAUGCAGAAAACUGCUUACUAUGACAAUGCUGGUCUCUUUGGUGGCUACACCUACACCAAGUCAGAUGCGUAUGCCUACAGUUCCACACAUCAGCCUUACCCACAGUCGUCUAUUGAAAAUGACUACCAGAGCUCUACAUGCUCGAUACAAGCCUCUGCAAUUAGGUCUUCUAAUCAUAAACCAAGUGACAUAAAUGGUAGCUGUAUGAGGACAGUUGGUAGCCAAGGAGCCAGUCAGAAUCCAAAUAUUAGUGAACAGCAGCAGCCUCCACCUUUGCCACCAUCUUCACCUAAUGCCAAUAGCACUUCAACACAAAAAAAGUCUAAGGCUCCUACCAAUUCAUCUAAUUCCACCAGUGCAACAAUAAGUAAACAGAUAUUUCCUUGGAUGAAGGAGUCCCGACAAGCCUCGAAGCAGAAGAAUCACUGUACAACAGCAGGAGAAAACUGUGAAGAGAAAAGUCCAUCUGGUCCCGCGUCUAAGAGAGUCCGAACUGCCUAUACCAGCGCCCAGCUUGUGGAACUAGAGAAGGAGUUCCACUUUAAUCGAUAUCUUUGCAGACCACGGAGGGUUGAAAUGGCCAAUCUGCUAAAUCUAACUGAACGUCAAAUUAAGAUAUGGUUUCAGAACAGAAGAAUGAAAUAUAAAAAGGACCAGAAAGCGAAGGGAAUCAUGCACUCUCCUGUCGGACAGUCUCCAGACAGAAGCCCACCCCUAAGUGGCCCGGCCCAUGCGGGAUAUUCCAGUCAGCUUCCAACUGUAAACAGUCUUACUUACGAUGCUCCAUCGCCAACAUCAUUUGCCAAAUCACAGCAAAACAUGUAUGGCUUAGCUGCUUAUACAGCACCUCUGGGCAGCUGCAUACCACAGCAAAAAAGAUACCCUGGUACAGAAUAUGACCAUCACACCAUGCAGAGCAACGGUGGUUUUGCUAAUCCUAAUUUGCAGGGCAGUCCAGUCUAUGUUGGCGGAAACUUUGCGGAGUCGAUGCCAGCCUCUGGGCCAAUGUUUAAUCUUGGCCAUCUUCCUCAUCCAUCCUCUGCUAGCGUGGACUACAGCUGUGCUGCCCAAAUUCCAGGCAACCAUCAUCACGGACCCUGUGAUCCCCAUCCCACUUACACAGAACUUACUUCUCAUCAUACGUCUCAGGGCAGGAUUCAGGAGGCGCCCAAACUGACGCAUCUGUAGUAGAAUGACUGGAUUUGCAGAACAUUCCUCUUAAGUUUUAUUACCUCACUUGUAUGACACACUUUAUUCUGCUCUGAGAGUGCCAACGGUAUUAACCGAUCUUCCCUUUCUUCCAAACAGCUACAUUCUAUUUUUUGACUUAUUAAAAUAAUUUCGCUGGAUCGUCUAGUUAGUUGUUUUAAAGUAUUACUGUGGACUGGACAGUCUAAGGGGGCUAAUGUUUUUAUAGUGAUAUACCGGAAGGUAAGUCAUAUAUAGAGGUCAGUUAUGGCUGACAGGCCCAUCAGGUUAAGGUAAUCAUAUUUUAUUGGUGAUAUCUUUCUGGCUAUGCUACUCCAGAUAAAUUAAUUUAUAAAAAAUCGUCAAUAUUGUGCAAACUGCAUCGAAUUCAACAAUAUGUAUUUAUUAUUUUAAACAAAGACAUUUUGUAAUACUUAUUAUUUAUCCAUGUCUAAUUGUAUUUAUGUGAGCAUUUGUAGACUUUAUUGAAGAUGACUUGAAAUUCAGGUUCAGUGUCAUUUAAAUUUCUCUUGUUUAGUAUACUUUGUUUAAGAUAGUUAAGAAAGUAGUUUCAAACCGUUGUAUCAGUGGCUAAUGUUUGUAGUUUAUGUGAGGGUCAAUAAUGACAACUUUAAGUCAUGACUUCCGUUAAACAAAACUGUGGCAUAAUUCAGUAGUUUAUUUCUAAACGAAUACUUGCUUUCAAAUUGUCCGGUACUAUUUGAAGAAACAAUUAGAAUAAAAAAGACGGAUUCUGAAGCAAUGUCCAUGUUUUCUGUAGAGAAACAGCAACCUGAAGUUGAAAUGUAUUUGUUGUUCAAGGGUAAGGCAAUUUUAAACAGCGAGUAACAAUCGCACGUGGCCUACCAGUCAUUAUAGGCCUAUCAAGUAGUUAACACUUUCUUUUCAUAUAAAAAUAUGCUUUGUUGUUAGCGUAAUGAAGAUCUGGUCUUGUCUAAUGAAGUUAAUUUUGGUGAAACAGUCCACGUUCAUAUAUAAUGAACACACAGUUUUAUAAUUAUUACCGCUGUUGGAAAUAUCACUAAUACAUAACAGGUGUGGUGACUUGUUAAAACAGUACAGCAACACUGAACCCACAAGAGUUUUAUGCUGUAUUUUUUCUGAAUAAUGGAUUUUAAAGGACAAUCACAUACAUCGUGCAUAUUUUGUAUGUUUAAGGCAAUAUUGUCGUCGUGGGAGGCAAGACCGAAUUUACUGAAAGUCCACUGGGAACAUGUCUCAAAUAAAAAAAGAAAUAAAAUCACUUUUUAAUCACUAA
Molecule: messenger RNA, 3028 nt
Organism: Protopterus annectens (West African lungfish)
Lineage: Eukaryota; Metazoa; Chordata; Ceratodontiformes; Protopteridae
Gene: HOXD3
Product: homeobox D3
Exons: 5
Coding region: 304-1749 (481 amino acids)
Biological process (GO): regulation of transcription by RNA polymerase II
Cellular component (GO): nucleus
Molecular function (GO): RNA polymerase II cis-regulatory region sequence-specific DNA binding; DNA-binding transcription factor activity, RNA polymerase II-specific
Source: RefSeq, a predicted model, not a curated record